Portunus trituberculatus (swimming crab) is the source of this 6127-nucleotide messenger RNA. RefSeq names its product ubiquitin carboxyl-terminal hydrolase 31-like. The transcript has 15 exons. The record is from RefSeq and is a predicted model, not a curated record. Bases 157 to 4821 code for a protein of 1554 amino acids. Gene Ontology annotation, biological process: protein deubiquitination. NCBI's taxonomy places the organism in Eukaryota, Metazoa, Arthropoda, Malacostraca, Decapoda, Portunidae. Gene Ontology annotation, molecular function: cysteine-type deubiquitinase activity.
GUUCGGUGAGACGCGGCGGGAAGGAGACGUGCGUGCGCCGCGUCCUGCAGUGAGGAGGAGUGUCCCGCGGGAGUGAGUGUGCUGAUGAUGGCGUGUGGUGAUAUGUGCUGGUGACUGGCCGGGGGGGGAGGAGGAGGAGGAGUGUGCGGCGGGGCGAUGCCUGUGGCGCGGUCCGUGUCGGCGUCCCAGCUGGCCCGAGGCGGCGAGGGGAGCGGGGGGGGAGGCGCGCCCCUACUAAUGCUGGCCCCCAAGGCACACACCCUGGACAGCAGGUUGACGAAGCCCUCCAUGAUGAAUGGACACGGGGAACCCCGCAGGAAGCGGCCGUUCAUGUCCUUCCGCCUCAGUAAGAAGUCUAGCAAGCACAAAGAGGGAGGAGGAGGAGGGGCAGGGCGGGAGGUGAGCCAGAACCCUGGUGGGGGCAGCAGUGGUAGUGGUAGUGGGGGUGAGGGGGAUGCUGCCCUCCUGCAGGGGAACAGCACCAUCUCGGAGAACGGUGCCGAGAGUCUGGACGGCAGUGAUUCCAGCAGUGCCUCAGUGAAACCAAAGAAAAAAUACCUGACGCGGGUGAGCUCCUUUGUGAGUCGCGUGGCCUCCAAGGUGCAGGGUGGCGGUGGCCCAGGCGGCGUGCCGGGUGCCCCCACUGCCCGGGGCCGGCUGGAGCGCAGUAAGACAAUAUCCGUGUCUGACCUGAGAACGACCAAGGCGGAGGAGUGCGUGGAGUUCCCCGAGGGGCGAGUGCCGGGGGUGAUGGGGAUCCGGAACCACGGGAACACGUGCUUCAUUAACGCGGUGAUUCAGUGUCUGAGCCACACGGAUGUGCUGGCAGAGUACUUCGUGCUGGACCAGUACAAGCACGACCUGGCGCGCUGCAACAAGAUCAACUCCAAGAAGUACGGCACGCGGGGUGAGAUCACGGAGCAGCUGGCCGUGCUGCUCAAGGCGCUUUGGACGCUGCGCUAUGUCCCGGACCUUUCCAUGAACUUCAAGAACACGGUGGACAAGUACGAGUCUCUGUACCGCGGCUCACAGCAGCACGACGCCGCUGAGUUCCUCAUGUUUGUGCUGGACAAGGUGCAUGAGGACCUCAACACUGCCUCAAAGCGCAAGUACAAGAAGAUCAAGAACACCUAUGGGCGGCCGGAUGAGAUUGUGGCGGCGGAGACCCUGGCCAACCACCUCAGAUGUAACAGUAGCUUCAUCCAGGAGAUUUUCCAGGCUCAGUUCCGGUCGUCUCUCAAAUGCCCUCACUGCCAGAAGGAAUCCAACACGUUUGACCCGUUCGUGUGUGUGUCCAUCCCCAUCCCUCAGCGGCAAAUGCAGGCCAUCUUUGUGUGUGUGGUGUACCUCAAUCAACAGCCCAAGCAGGUCCAGCUUGGCAUCAGCAUUGAGAACACAGCCAGCAUCCAUGACCUCCGGCAGCAGCUGGCGGAGGACUGUGGCAUCCCGGCCACCAGUCUUAUCAUCACCGAGGUGGACGGGGAGGGCUUUCACCGGACCUUUGCUGACGCCAGCCCGGUCAAUGUGAUAGGGGAGAGUGACCCCCUGUACGCCAUCGAGCUGCCACCACACAAGCUUCCAACGCAGGAGAGUGGCGCCUUCAUCCUCAUCACCUGGGUCAACGUGGUGCUGGCCGACCCGGAGAACAUCAGGUUCGGUGGUGUGUACCAGAGCCAGGUGGUGCGGGAUGUGAGCUAUGUGGACUUACAGAAGCUCCUCCUGAAGGAGAUGACCAACAUGGUGACCAACGACACCCUAACCUCGGAGCAGGAGAGUGGACUAUUCCUCAUUGGUGUGGACGAUGGCGGCAGCUGCGUCAUCUGCCUGGACCCGGCCCUGGACGUGCCUCUGUAUCACGAGUGUGUGGAGCAGGCGCUGGCCCUUUGUGACCCGGCGGCAGGCCCUCCACACAUCAAACUUGUCCUCCAGUGGACCAACCAGACCAAAGAAAAGUACAUAGUAGAUGAUGUGGACCACGUGGAUGAACAUUUCAGUGUGAAGGAGCUGAAGGAGAACCCUCUACAGUGUGCCUCUGUCUCCUUGCAUCAGUGUCUGCAGCUGCACACGUCGGCAGAGAAGCUCGGGUGUGGGGACGCAUGGCACUGCCCAACUUGUAACCGCAAGCAGCAGGUGGUGAAGAGACUCAUGCUUUGGUCUGCCCCACAGAUACUGGUCAUCCACCUCAAGCGCUUCAAACAAGGAACCCUUCAGAGCAACUCAUCCAAGCUUUCCACCACUGUCAAGUUCCCCCUGACUGGCUUUGACAUCUCGGAACACGUAGCCAGCAAACCCAACCACACACACCCCAAUGGGCCUGCCGACUCUGGUAUGCUUGGCGGGGUGUGGUCACCCUGGAAGAGACCGAAGCGGUACGUGACAUACCCCGAGGAGAAUGUGUACGACCUGUAUGGUGUGUGCUACCAUCACGGGAAGGACAUGCAGGGGGGACACUACACAGCUGUGUGCAAAAAUACAGCAGACAACAGAUGGUACAGCUUUGAUGACAGCAAGGUGGAAGCUGCCAAAGAAGACCAGGUAGUGAGUCCUGAUGCAUACAUUCUCUUCUACCAGCGUCGAAGUGACAACACGUUGAUGAGCUGCUCUGAGGGAGGUCUGCCCGAGCACUGGUCCUACAGGAUACCCCUCUCAUACUUGCCGCCCGCCCUUGCCCUCCCCACCAACAAGGAGACCAAAGUCCCAGCACCUCCGCCGGCACCAUUUGAGCGAGGGCGUUCAUACGGGACGCUGCCAGUUGGUGCUCGGGUACAGAGGCAAUCGUCCAUGGAGCGGGAACACGCAUCUGACACAGAGGCACCACUGGCAUCACAUGAGGAAUCCCCUCUCCUGAAGCGAAGGUCCACAAGUACGCUGCUUGAGAAGGAAGACUCCCCUGCAGAAGAGAUACCCAAGUGUAACCUGAAAAUUGAGACUGUGAAGGUGGAUGUAUUAGCCAGCCAGAAGAUGGCAGAGAAGGAGGAUGACAGCAUGGAGUGUGACACCACCAUCAUUCCAGUCAAUGGUGACAGUGAUGAGGAAAUGCCAGAGGUGCUGAGGAAGACUGCAAACUCCCCCACCUCCUCUUCUCCAACCCCAUCCCCCACCACUACCACCACCAACAAGACAGUCCUCAUCUCCCGGUGCCAGGCUGUGAGGGACACUGACGUGCCCGACGGUGCUUCCCCAUCCCCUCCCCUCACCAAUGGACACGCUGCCCCGUCAGGUGAAGAGGAAGAAGAGGAUGAGGAGGAGCUUAACGUGCCUUCACUGGAUUCCCGGGAGAGUGACCACAGGCAGGAACAGACCCCGGAGGUCAGGAUCCACCCUGCCACCCCUGAGGUGCUGGCUGCCCACCAGGGACACGCCGACAGCCAACCCAAACGCAGCAUCAUCACUCUCACACUACGGCCGAGGAACCCCAGUGAGUCGUCCUGUGAGGCUCGGGUGGUGUCGCGCACCCCCAGCCUGGCCAGCACCCGCAGCUCCUCCAGCGUGUCCAGCAGCCCCACGGUGAAUGGUGUGGACGGGCCCUACCUGAACGGUGUGGAUGAUGAGCCCCACAGCCCCAUCACUCCAGAGAUCAGGAUCACACCCCUCGCCAAGCCAGGCGAUGGGACGGGUCCUGUGCCUCCACCAGUCAAAGUGUCCACCAGGUGCAUGAAUGCCAACAAGACGGCAAGCUUUGUGGUCAUCAACACCCCCACUGCAAGUCCCAGAGCACCUCGCCCCAAGACUCCAACCAGUGCCACCUACAAUGGUUCUCCAAAGCCUUUCUCCACAUCCAAGACCACCGUGAAGACCAGAGACCCCUCUGUGGAGUCCUUGAGGAACCAGCGGCCUGUUAACUCCUCCAGAAAGGAGAACGGAGUAACCUCCAAAGCACCGCUGACGAACGGUAAGAGCCCCACCAUGACCCCGGCUGUGAACUACUGCAGUCCCCUCAAAGUUACUGCCACCACCACCACUGGUCCCAGGACACACCGUCCAGAUAGAGGAGAGCUUAGGUAUCCUCGGGAGGCCAGGUGUGAUCGCAGAGAAGACAGGUAUGAGAGGCGGGACGACAGGUACAGCAGAGAGGAGCGCCACUCUAGAGAAGACAGGUACGACAAGAGAGAAGACAGAUAUGACAAGAGGGAGGACAGGUGUGAGAGACAGGAAGACAACAGGUAUUCCAGGAGGGAGGACAGAUACAACAGAGAUCACAGGUUUGACGUUGAGAAGCGAUACGUGAGGGAGACGAGGAGACACGAUGGUGACUCUGGCCACGCUGAGAAGGACUACGACCCCCACAGUACCAGCCUGGGCGGUGCAGUAUGGACUUCAGGGAGCUACGGGAGGCGUGGUGCAAGCGAGAGUACAACUACAAGUAUGAGGAGGAGCCCAAGUGUGAACGCAUCUAUGCUUACGAGAGGGACCUUGACCACCCCCACCAGCAUAAGUUUGGGAGGGAAGGCAGAUAUGAGAGGGAUGGCAUGCAUGAGAGGGCAGGCGGGGAUCUGUUGGGGAAGGGGCGAGCGUCGUAUGACUCCCGGGACCAUUACCGCCCACAAGACUAUUCUAAGGGCCUGCCCAACACUGCCAGCACCCCCACCCCCACCCCCACCGUUAUCACAGAGUCCAGUGUAUGAUAGCGGUUACCAUGUUGUUUGUAUUUGUUUUCGGAGUGCAGUAGUUUUUAGCACGCCGCUGCCUCCCUUCUCUCUCUUCUCCCUGCGGAUGCGCCGACCAAGUGUUUUGCGCAGAAAGUGUGAUAUAAUUUAUUUCCUCGUCUUGGCACUGAAUGGAAUUAGUUACUGUUGGGGACGCGGGGCUGAAUUCCUAUGACCCGAGGGUUGACCAAUGCUCAGCCAUUCUGCCUUUCUGCAAGAUGUUUAUGUUGCCUGUAAAUUAUUGUCAUUAUUAUAGUUUCCUCCAGAUACACGAGCCUUUGGCAUGUGGAGAUGUUCUGGAUGAAUAUAAACACCAACAGAGAUGCACAUAAGCUGCUGCUGCCCCACACCUGCUGUUUAUACAUUCCAUUUUGCAGAUUUCAUACGUAUAAAUAAGCCUGUACAUAAUUUUUACCAGAAGUUUAUCGAGAUUUUUAUAUAAUGUGCCUCAUGAGUUUUAGUAUAUAUGAAAUGAAAUAUAUAUAAUACAAUAUAUAUACACAGAAUACAUGUAUAUUUGUUUAGCAGACUUUAGUUUGUGGCAGAAUGUUAAUGUUCAGCUUUCACACCCUCUGUUCACUGGCAGCUCAAACACUAGGUGGUUCCUGGGCCAGUGGGCAGCUUCCUCAGCUAGCUCUGGGCAGCACUGUCAGAGUCACCAAAGAGGCAAAUUUUGUUAUUUGAUUCACUUACACUGUUUAGUUGAGCAAUGUGACUUUGGUGGCUCAGCAGUGCUUCUGAGUAUGAGUAUGCAAGACCUCACAGUGUUCAUUGGUGUGUGUGUGUGUGUGUGUGUGUGUGUGUGUGUGUGUGUGUGUGUGUGUGUGUGUGAGUGAGUGAGUGAGUGAGUGAGUGAGUGAGUGAGUGAGUGAGUGAGUGAGUGAGUGAGUGAGUGAGUGAGUGAAAGAGAGAGACCAUGUGUGACUCUACCCAAACAAACUUGGUAUGAAUGCUAAUUUCCUGGUAAAGCAACUGAGGCUGGUUUUUCCACGGCCCGCGUGCAGUCGGUUUGGUGCCUGUUUUCCACUGGUUCCAGUUUACAGACCUGCUUGUCACUGACCUGGGUAUCAUCAGUGCUCAUUUUGUUUGCAUUUACUACUAUACAAAAUUUUCCUCCAGUCAUCCAUGUCUACAAAAUGUCCAAUAAGAAGUCUUUGAUGUGAAAAAAAUGUCCAAAAAACUUCUUGUGUAUGUGAACUAGAUAAGCAUGACCAAUUUUUUCUUCCCCUGUGAAAAUUUGUGCGAGCCGAGUAGCACACCUGUGUUGCAUGUGUGUCCCCGGGUCCCUCUGUGUGUGCGGGGCCAAGUCAGUCUGUGGUGAGCCUGUGACCCUCCAUGAUGCUAUACUGUGUCAAGGUGAACCCAAAGGUAAUGCUCCUUAUUUUUAUCUUGAAACAUAUCAGUUUUAUUAUUUUGUGAAGGCACUUGAUUUGUAUAUAUUUGGUCAAAUAAUAAUAAUGCAAUUGCUGAACUGGGUCUGA